Messenger RNA from Carya illinoinensis, 2783 nucleotides. Its product is annotated as cryptochrome-1-like. The transcript is spliced from 6 exons. Gene Ontology annotation, cellular component: nucleus; cytoplasm. Gene Ontology annotation, molecular function: FAD binding; blue light photoreceptor activity; DNA binding. NCBI's taxonomy places the organism in Eukaryota, Viridiplantae, Streptophyta, Magnoliopsida, Fagales, Juglandaceae. The record is from RefSeq and is a predicted model, not a curated record. Gene Ontology annotation, biological process: entrainment of circadian clock by photoperiod; blue light signaling pathway; circadian regulation of gene expression. The coding region runs from base 682 to 2610 and encodes 642 amino acids.
UUUGGUCCCUUCCGAAAGCUGUGCUGUGUGUCAUAAGCAAACCGACAGUACCUACACACAGCACAGCUUUCGGGAUUCUCUACGGUGGGAUAUGGGAGGCGUGUUUGGCAGAGGUACGAGGCAACGAGAGUACAGGACAAACGACAGCACCAUCGUUCUCUAUCAAUCUUAUUCUGCCCCACGUGAUUUCACACCAAAUCCGUGAAACACUCACAAAAAGACCUUUCUCCGAUUCACCUUGUUCCACCAUAAACGCCACAGUUCAGGGUUUGUGAAUACAUACAACAAACAUAAAGCAAUUGACGCCUACUUUUGGGGAUUUUAUCGUUGUUUUUGGUUGCUAGACUGGUGGUUUACUGGGUAUAUAGUAUCCGUCAAAUUAUUGAUCAAAAUAGAAGUGGCUGCAGUUCGUUCCUUUGUAUCCAUUAUCUUCUGCGCGCCAGUUCUUUUUAGCUUUUUACAGUCUAUUUUCACUCUAGCUGGUAAUUGUGGAUAAUUUUCUUUGAGAGUUCCAGUUGAAGAGUACAAUCAUGGAUGCUCGACCUAGGUGCAAUAACAGCGAAUAUCGCGAGCGAUAAGAACGUUGGUUUUCCUCGUGCUGAAGUACAGGUGAAGAGAAAAUACUGGGAUCCCUUCGAAAUUUAGAACUUUAUCCUGGAGAAUCGUAUUCGAUCGUCUAAUAUGGGGGGUAGCAUCAAGACCGUUGUUUGGUUUAGGAGGGACCUCAGAAUAGAGGACAAUCCUGCCUUGGCUGCAGCUGCCAAGGAUGGUUCUAUUUUUCCUGUCUAUAUAUGGUGCCCUAAAGAGGAAGGACAGUUUUAUCCAGGUCGAGUUUCAAGGUGGUGGCUGAAGCAGUCUCUAGUCCACUUAAAACAGUCCCUGAAGUCCCUUGGGGCGGAGCUUAUGCUGAUAAAAACAGACAGUAUUCUUGCCAGUCUCUUGGAGUGCAUUGAAGCUGUCGGAGCAACAAAAGUAGUAUUCAGCCAUCUUUAUGAUCCUGUGUCACUUGUUCGAGAUAACAACAUCAAAGAAAAACUGGUGGAGCUAGGCAUUUCUGUGCAAAGCUAUAAUGGAGACUUGUUGUAUGAGCCUUGGGAAGUGCACGAUGAAAAUGGACAAGCUUUUACAACCUUUGAGGCAUACUGGAACAAGUGCUUGCACUUCCAAAUGCAACCCGUUUUACUUCUUCCUCCAUGGAAAUUAGUACCAGCUUCAGGAACUGUUACAAAAUUUUCAAUAGGGGAAUUGGGUCUUGAAGAGGAAUCAGAAAAAUCUAGCAAUGCCUUGCUAGGAAGAGUAUGGUUUCCGGGAUGGAGUAAUGCUGAAAAGGCUCUAACUGAAUUUGUUGAGCUUCAUCUGCUCGACUAUUCUAAGAAUAGGCUAAAGGUUGGGGGAAACUCAACAUCGCUUUUAUCUCCAUAUCUUCAUUAUGGAGAACUAAGCGUACGGAAAGUUUUCCAAUAUGUGCGGAGGAAACAUGUGUUGUGGACAAAAGAAGGGAACUCUUUGGGGGAAGAUAGUGUGGCUCUUUUCCUCAAGGCCAUCGGACUUAGAGAAUACUCCCGUUAUCUUUGUUUUAACUUUCCCUUCACUCAUGAGAGAUCAAUACUGAGCAACUUAAAAUUUUUCCCUUGGCAUGCUGACCAAACCUAUUUUAAGGCUUGGAGACAGGGUAGGACUGGCUACCCAUUAGUUGAUGCAGGAAUGAGAGAACUUUGGGCAACUGGGUGGAUACACAAUCGAGUAAGAGUGAUUGUUUCAAGUUUUGCAGUGAAAGUUCUACUUCUUCCAUGGAAAUGGGGGAUGAAGUAUUUCUGGGACACACUUUUGGAUGCAGACUUAGAAAGUGAUAUCCUUGGUUGGCAGUAUGUCUCAGGUAGCUUGCCAGAUGGCCAUGAACUUAAGCGACUAGACAGUCCAGAGGUUCAAGGCUCAAAAUUUGAUCCAGAGGGUGAAUAUGUGAGACAGUGGCUGCCCGAGCUAGCACGGAUACCAACUGAGUGGAUUCAUCAUCCUUGGGAUGCACCCUUUCCUGUACUGAAAGCCUCAGGAGUCGAGAUGGGAUUGAACUACCCAAAACCAAUAAUUGAGUUAGAUUUAGCUAGAGAACGUUUGACUGAAGCUAUAUUCAAGAUGUGGGAAAUAGAAGCAGCUGCUACGGCCUCCAACAUUAAUUGCACAAAUGAAGUUGUCGUUGAUAAUUCUGAGGGUACUGAAAAUUUGGCCAUCUCAGCAACUGCCUUGAAGACAAAUGCUCCACGUGCUACCGUUUCAUCCAACGACCAGAAGGUGCCAAAAAUUGAGAAUUCCGAGAAUCAUCCACUAAACAGGAAGAGAUCACAGCAUAUGGUAGAGGAAAAGCCACAAGGAGAUAAUUUACUUAAGCUUAAAAAUGGAGCUGAGACCUCAAGAAGAGAUGAGGAUAUAUGCUCUACAGCUGAAUCUUCACCGGUUAAGAAGCAGACCACAAGCAUAGACUCGUUUUGUGUUCCUCAGUUGUGUUUUUCGUCAGAAUGCAAGUCUUUACCAGAGCACGAAUCUUCUGUCUUGGAGCAGCCGUUGCGAGAACAGAUUGACAUGGAACAGAGUUCAAGAAAAGAUAGCAACUAACAUAUUUUGCACCACGACGUUUAGAAGGGACGCAGCCCUUUAACCAAAAUCAAGUUGCUAAUUUGAUUUCAAGAAAUACUUGAGCAGGAAAGUGAGGAAUGAAAAUAAUGGUGUGAAUGCUGUAGAAUGAUCGAUGGAUAUGUUUUUAUGAUAAUUUCAAUUUUCCUCUUGCA